AUGGCAUUAUGACAUAACAGCACAAUGUUACUACUUGUUUUAUUAGUAUUGGUUCUUCCUCUCGUGCACAGCAAUUCUACUGAGUGUCCUAAUAUUAAAACGUCAUUGAAUUCUAUACGAAAGAAACGUCAUUUAUUAUUUCCGAAAGGUAGCAACAUUGUGCUAUCAGUGUCUUUGUUACAAUCGCUUCUUACUCAUGUACCAUCUGGUUGGAAUGCAGUUAUGGAGAUAGACUUGUUGUAUCCACUCCCGGACGAAGAGUUUUCCAAACAGCAUAGGAGACGAAAACUUCAUCACCAGCAGAAGAGAGAUUUUUGGGAAAGGCUGGAGAGUGCUAUCAAUUUGCACAACUUAAACGGCAGAGCAUGUGUUCUAAGGAGUGUUUGUGAAGCUCAGGGACAAUUGGCGCCUCCAGGAAAGUCACUCGUGCAUGAUCUUCUAAGGGCAGUAUUUAUGCCUCAGCUGCACGAGGAUGACUUCAGAUCUGAAAUGGAUGAAUCAUACAAUGAACUGCUGGAUAAUGAUUUUUGUGAACAGGCUAACGAUUGUCCUAUUUCUAUUCUUAACUCUAUAUUAGCUUUUAAUAGAAAUAAAUUUUAAUACAUUAUGAUAACCAUUAAAUAGUUUUAUUAUUGUAUCUGCA
Leptidea sinapis is the source of this 643-nucleotide messenger RNA. RefSeq lists its product as uncharacterized. The transcript is spliced from 4 exons. Lineage: Eukaryota; Metazoa; Arthropoda; Insecta; Lepidoptera; Pieridae. Bases 25 to 600 code for a protein of 191 amino acids. The record is from RefSeq and is a predicted model, not a curated record.